Polypterus senegalus (gray bichir) is the source of this 3520-nucleotide messenger RNA. RefSeq names its product solute carrier family 12 member 3-like. Gene Ontology annotation, biological process: sodium ion transmembrane transport; potassium ion homeostasis; cell volume homeostasis. NCBI's taxonomy places the organism in Eukaryota, Metazoa, Chordata, Cladistia, Polypteriformes, Polypteridae. Gene Ontology annotation, molecular function: sodium:potassium:chloride symporter activity. The coding region runs from base 94 to 3282 and encodes 1062 amino acids. The transcript is spliced from 27 exons. Gene Ontology annotation, cellular component: membrane. The record is from RefSeq and is a predicted model, not a curated record.
CUAGCAUAAGAAAAGUCUUUCAGAGAAGAACAGAAAGAAGAAAAAAAAUCAGCUUCAUAGCGACAUCAUCAUAUUGAUUGCACAGCUGAAAAUAUGGUGGUGUCUGCUUCAAUGCCAAAUAUCAGCACCAAUGGUGCAUUCCAGGUCGGCCGGUUUACUGUGCAGAAUAACUCGGGAACUUUCUAUCAAGGAUACCCGCUGCACGACAACUUCAACUACAAGGCAGAAGGCUCCCCGCCCACAAAUGGACUUCAAGGAGAUGCAGCUUCUAGCCAAAAUGAUGGACUCUUCAUGACUCCACUUGGUCCUAGUGACCUCCAGACUGCUGAGGCGGUCAGGUCUGUCCGAGACUCCAGAGAGGAUUUUCGACGGCUUUCUCUGUAUAGCACCUUGGAUGUCGUACCACACUACACGCAUUACGCCAACACAGCAGCACCUGGUCGCUUGAAGCGAAGCAGACCCUCAUUGGAUGUCCUACGCAAUGCCAUUAAGGAGAACAGCGAGGAUCUUACCAAAGUUUCUGAAAUCUGUGAGGUAAACAUUAAGAAGUCAGAGGAGGAAGCAGCUACUACUGACAAACCUGUGUCAGAGCCAGUGCGGUUUGGCUGGAUCAAGGGUGUCAUGAUCCGUUGCAUGCUAAAUAUUUGGGGUGUCAUCCUUUAUCUGAGACUUCCUUGGAUUACUGCACAAGCUGGAAUAGGUUUGACAUGGCUGAUUAUUCUUUUGUCUGUUCUUGUGACAACAAUUACUGGUCUAUCUAUUUCGGCGAUCUCCACUAAUGGGAAGGUGAAAGCAGGUGGGACUUAUUUUCUAAUUUCAAGAAGUCUUGGUCCAGAGCUGGGAGGAUCUAUUGGUCUUAUUUUUGCUUUUGCCAAUGCUGUGGCUGUUGCCAUGCACACCGUGGGUUUUGCUGAGACUGUGCGGGACAUGCUUAUUGAGUACAAUGCUACUAUGGUGGAUCCUGUUAAUGAUAUUAGGAUCAUUGGCGUGAUUACAGUCACAGUGCUUCUUGGCAUCUCCUUGGCUGGAAUGGAAUGGGAAGCAAAGGCUCAAGUUUUAUUCUUUCUGGUUAUCCUGGUAUCUUUCGUAAACUACUUGGUGGGAACCGUAAUUCCAUCGACAGAAGAAAAGCAGUCAAAAGGAUUUUUUAACUACAGAGCUGAUAUCUUCAUACAAAACAUUGUUCCUGACUGGAGGGGAGAAACAGGCAGCUUCUUUGGGAUGUUUUCCAUCUUUUUUCCAUCAGCAACGGGCAUUCUGGCUGGAGCCAAUAUUUCGGGAGAUUUGAAAGAUCCAGCUGUAGCCAUCCCAAAGGGCACUCUGAUGGCUAUUUUCUGGACAACAGUUUCGUACCUGGCUAUUUCUGCCACAAUUGGUUCUUGUGUAUUGCGUGAUGCCUCAGGAAAUCUUAACAACACAUUGCUAUUCAACGACACAGAAGACUGUAGUGGGCCAGAAUGUGUCUAUGGAUGGAAUUUCACAGACUGCAGGGAUGCUGGUGACUGUCAGUAUGGACUAUCCAACUACUAUCAGGCAAUGAGUAUGGUUUCUGGAUUUGGACCACUCAUUACCGCAGGAAUCUUUGCUGCCACAUUGUCCUCCGCUCUUGCCUGCCUUGUCUCUGCACCCAAAGUCUUUCAGUGUCUUUGCCAUGACAGACUGUACCCCCUUAUUGGAUUCUUUGGUAAAGGAUAUGGGAAAAACAAUGAGCCAAUUCGAGGCUACCUCCUCACUUUUAUUAUUGCCAUAGGCUUCAUUCUGAUUGCUGAGCUCAAUGCCAUUGCUCCAAUUAUUUCCAAUUUUUUCUUAUGCUCAUAUGCACUCAUCAAUUUCAGCUGCUUCCAUGCCUCAAUCACCAACUCUCCAGGAUGGAGGCCAUCAUUUAAGUACUACAGUCGCUGGACUGCUCUCUUUGGAGCCAUUGUUUCCAUUGUCAUCAUGUUCUUGCUUACGUGGUGGGCAGCUCUCAUUGCUUUUGGCAUUGUGGUCUUCCUUUUGGGUUAUGUAACCUACAAGAAACCAGAGGUAAACUGGGGAUCAUCAGUGCAAGCCAGUUCUUACAAUAUGGCUCUGUCCUAUUCAUUCUCACUUACAGCAGUGGAAGAUCAUGUGAAGAACUUUAGACCUCAGUGUUUGGUGUUAACUGGCAUUCCAGUGUGUCGCCCAGCCCUCGUCGACUUUGUGGGAACUUUCACCAAAAAUAUUAGUCUUAUGAUUUGUGGGAACAUUGUUAUGAAUAAACAAGAUAAAGAAUUACUGGAGGAAAGAACAAGUAAACAGAUCAAAUGGCUGAAUAAAAGGAAGAUUCGUUCAUUUUACACUUCGCUUAUGGGAGAAAACCUGAGAGAUGGUGUCAAUAAUCUCAUGCAGGCAACAGGCUUAGGAAAGUUAAAGCCUAACACUCUUAUUAUGGGCUUCAAGGGAAACUGGCAGUCUGAUCUCCCAGAGAACCUGGAUAGCUAUGUUGGGAUAAUAAAUGAUGCCUUUGAUUUUAAAUAUGGAAUUUGUCUGCUGAGAACAAGCAACGGGUUGGACAUUUCUCACCGAAUGCAAAGUUUUGAUAAUCCAGCUUUUGAGGAAAUUAAAGAAGAAAAUGAUGAAGUGCAACAUGAAAUGUCGAUCAACAAAGCAGUAGUGACAGAACCCGAAAUUGUGAUAGAAGAGCAAUCCCAAACUAUAUUUAAAUGCAAGCAAGGAAAGAAAACUAUUGAUGUCUACUGGAUUUCAGAUGAUGGAGGUCUUACUCUUCUAAUUCCUUAUCUGCUCAAUCGAAAAAAGAAGUGGAGGCAGUGUAAGGUCAGGGUGUUCAUUGUUGGGCACAAAGAAACAGAAGAUGAAGACAAGAAAGAAAUGCUGUCCCUGUUGAACCGGUUUCGACUAGAUUUCCAUGAUGUCAUUGUAAUGACUGAGAGCGAUGAAGCACCCCAACCUGAAAACAUGAAGAGAUUUGAAGACAACAUUGCUGCAUUCAGGCUAAAUGAUGGAUUGCAAGACAAUGCUAGUGUCCGGGAACUUAAAAGAAACUGUCCCUGGAAAGUUUCAGACAGCGAGUUAGAGCAAUAUAAAGAGAAGACAAAACGAAAAGUUCGUUUGAAUGAAAUUAUUCAAGAGAACUCAAAGGAUGCAGCUCUCAUAGUUGUGAGCAUGCCAGUGGUAAAGAAGGACUCGUGCUCAAGCUCUCUGUAUAUGGCCAUGUUGGAGGCCUUGUCCUGCAACCUCACCUCUCCAGUGCUUCUCAUUCGUGGCAAUCAGCAGAGUGUACUGACAUUUUAUUGUCAGUAGAAUGAACUACAAAAACAGGAUGUUUCCUUCUCCUUUCGAUGGUAUACACCUGGGAUAUUUGUGCCAAAAUCUAUCCAAUGAAAAAAAGCUCUUUACUAUCUUUGGACUAUAUGCCCAUAAAAGAGAUGCUUUGGACUAUAUGCCCAUAAAAGAGAAGCUAUCUCUUUAGGUGCUGGGCUAGAUACAUUUGUGAAUGACAGCUUUGACUUGCACUGUUUUUGAAGCUGUGAUAGCAAAG